AAUAUACUUAUAUUUAUAUAUUAAAAGUAUAUUCAUUUUAGAAAAUUUGUAAUUGUAGAGAAAAACCUUUGGAUCACCAGUAAAAUGGUUAGAUGAUGCCUCCUUAGGGUGCAAAAUAUACCUUACUCACUGUUCUGUAGAACUAAAAAGGUCACCAUACCAAAAGAGUUCCACAAUUAUGUCAAAGCUGUACAAUUAAACCAUCCAUCUGCUAAAAACCAUAGGACACACACCAGUCAUGGUAUACAUAUUUUACGAAACAGGGCGAUUUUCAAUUCCAUGCUUUCCACUUCGGCCAAUAAGCUAUAACACCAAAAUGCAACUAACAACAAAUGAGGGAAAGCACAAAGUCAGACAGUUGUAAAAUGAAUUGUUUGACCAUGUAAAUGUGUAAUUCUUCCAUUAUGAAAAACUACUAGUUAUUCUAAAAAACUACUAGCUACAUAGUUAUACAUGAACAGCACACCACACAUAUGUAAUCUGCAUAGAAUAUUAAAUAAUGUUCUGUUUGUAAGACCAUGUGCCAUUUGAAUGCACUUUGAGAAGAGAAAAGGGAGGAAACCAGGUUACAAAGGUGAGUAAGGGUGGGAAGAGGGAGUGAGGGGCAUAGGAGUGGUCAUUGAGAUCUGUCACUUGCAGUACCAAGAGACUACAAUUUAAAUUGACAAAAGCAACGAGAGCUCAGUCCUAACUUACUUUGCUACCUUCUGUGCUCUUUCUCUCCUCUCCUUUUUUACUUUGUUGAGAGCCCUACUAGGGUCCUUUUGUUACCGCCCCAGCCAAUGAAAGCGUUUAAUGACAGAGAACAGUUGGGAUAUAAAAAGCAGUCCCUCAGCCUAGAGCAUGGUCUGUGGUUGCCUACCCCUCCCCAUAGAGUCCUUCAGAAAGCAGCUGUCCUCUUUGCAGCAGCAACAGAACAGCCAGUAGCCCCACUCUGGACACUCAAGUCAAGAAAUGCUGUCUCAGCUGUGCCCUCUGUUCCUUUGCAUGCUUGUCCUGUCUGUGGAGUUCUCCAAAAGCAAAGGAGACACUAUCCUGCAGAAGGGAUCUCUGCAGGUGGAGCUCACAUUGGAUAAGAGUGAGGAGCAGGACUGCCCUGUAUGUCCAUGGAGGAAAUACAGCAAAGAAAUUAGAUUGGAGAGCAUCAAAUCUCAGAUCCUGAGCAAACUUAGGCUGAAAGAAGCCCCAAACAUCACCCGGGAAGUGGUGAACCAGCUGCUGCCCAAAGCACCCCCUCUUCAGCAGAUACUGGAUCAGCAUGAGUUUCAGGGAGACUCUUUCCAGCACAAAACUUUCCUGGAGGAGGAUGAGUACCAUGCCACUACAGAGACUGUCAUAAGCAUGGCACAGGAAACCGACCACGCAGUAAGAAUAGAUGGGAACCCACACUGCUGCUACUUUAACUUCAGCCCAAAGAUAAUGUUCACCAAGGUGGUAAAAGCACAACUCUGGGUAUACUUGCGGCCAAUUCAGCAUACCUCCACUGUGUACCUUCAGAUCCUACGACUUAAGCCUGUGACUGAAGAAGGGAGUAAACAUAUCCGUAUCCGCUCCCUCAAGAUUGACCUCCACUCCCGUUCAGGCCACUGGCAGAGCAUUGACUUCAAACAUGUACUGCAGAACUGGUUCAAGCAGCCACAUAACAACUGGGGCAUUGAGAUUAAUGCCUUCGACCCCAAUGGAAAUGACCUGGCUGUUACCUCUCUAGGACCAGGGGCGGAGGGACUGCACCCCUUUAUGGAGCUCCGUGUUAUGGAAAACAAUAAAAGAUCACGGAGGAACUUGGGACUUGAUUGUGACGAACAUUCCACAGAAUCCCGUUGUUGUCGUUACCCUCUUACGGUAGACUUCGAAGCCUUUGGCUGGGACUGGAUUAUUGCCCCCAAACGCUACAAAGCCAACUACUGUUCUGGCCAGUGUGAAUACAUGUUCAUGCAGAAGUAUCCGCACACUCACCUUGUGCAACAAGCCAACCCAAGGGGCUCUGCUGGGCCGUGCUGUACCCCUACCAAAAUGUCCCCCAUAAACAUGCUGUACUUUAACGACAAGCAACAGAUCAUUUAUGGCAAAAUUCCUGGUAUGGUUGUUGACCGAUGUGGCUGCUCUUAAGAUGCUGAACGCUUCCCACUCUCCCUCAAAUCCUCUUUCUCUCAAGGGUACAAACAGACCAAAAUUCGGGACUGGGGAUAGUGGAGUAUAAGCCUUCAAUGUCCCAUUCCCCUUACAGGUUAAGAUAAAGACUUAUCACUUUUUGCAUUUCAUUUCAAGCUUAUAGUUCAGCUCUUGCCCCUUGCAAUAAUUUGUGUUAUCAAACUGUUACUUAUAGCACCCAGAGAGCUGGGUCCCUAAACACCUAAAUAUCACAAGCAAAAGAUUAAACAGCAUCUCACACCAGGGUGUGCCAUAUUGCACUAUAAAUCACAGGCCAGCCUUUUGUAAUCCAAUUUAUUGUGCAAAUCAUCUGUAUGGUGUAAAGAGAACUGGAAUAAGCUUGGAAGAUUUUUGUUCAUUUUAAUCAUUUUAAAGACAUUUCUAGUCCAAAAGCAGCAUUAAACAGCUGUCAGAUACAAAAGAGCCAAAAGUGUCAGAUGUUUUGUACUCGACAGCUGUUUAUUUUACAGUGCCCAAAACAUUGUACAUAAACCAUGUAGUGAUGUAGUGCUCUCAAUAUGUCACACUCUGGUCCAGUUGGUUGCAUUCAUUCACUUGCACUUGUGCACUUCACCACUCACGCUAUUUCUAAUGGCUUUUUGCUCAAUAUUCACUGGAGUUUCCUUCCCUUAAUCCAUGCUCCUCGCCCCUCUGACGGGACAGCAGAAGAACAUCAGGAAUAUUUUGGGAAGACAUUGGAUGUAUCUUGUGCUUUGUGCAAUAAACAAAAUGAAACACAAACAAUGAACACAAUAAAAAGCCUAUUACGUCUCA
Molecule: messenger RNA, 2925 nt
Organism: Xenopus laevis (African clawed frog)
Lineage: Eukaryota; Metazoa; Chordata; Amphibia; Anura; Pipidae
Gene: gdf11.L
Product: growth differentiation factor 11, gene 1 L homeolog
Exons: 3
Coding region: 955-2109 (384 amino acids)
Biological process (GO): signal transduction
Cellular component (GO): extracellular region
Molecular function (GO): cytokine activity; signaling receptor binding; growth factor activity
Source: RefSeq, a predicted model, not a curated record